AGAAGUUCAGAGCAGUGCAAUCCACUUGAAGAAACCACUUCUAAUAAUCUCACAUCUAACUCCAGCAGACUGAAUAUGUCUCAUGGCAAUAUGAAUAUUCCCAGGAAAGAUGAUAUGGACAGAGAAGAUGAAGAAGAGAUGAAUAUCUAUGCUAAUGUGGAUCCUAUAAACGGUUCUGAUGUCAGGACAGAAACGGAGAACUCCCAAACACCUCAACACACAGGAAGUGAUACUGUGAGGAACCGAAGCUCCAGAGCAGCUCUCGUGUGUUUGGUUCUGCUGUGUUUGGUUCUGCUGACUGCGGUCAUAGUGCUGUGUGUCCACAUCAAGACAAAGAGCACUAACUACCCUGAAGAGACACACCAGCUACUAACCAGGAACACCAACCUCACAGAAGAGAGAGAUGAGCUACUUACCAGGAACACCAACCUCACAGAAGAGAGGGAUGAGCUACUUACCAGGAACACCAACCUCACAGAAGAGAGGGAUGAGCUACUUACCAGGAACACCAACCUCACAGAAGAGAGGGAUGAGCUACUUACCAGGAACACCAACCUCACAGAAGAGAGGGAUGAGCUACUUACCAGGAAAACCAACCUCACAGAAGAGAGGGAUGAGCUACUUACCAGGAACAUGCAAUUGACAAAAGAGAGAGAUGGAUUAUCAUCAAGUAAACUUGACCUGAUUAAACACAGAGACCAGUUAAAUAAGGAGAAAAAUUACCUGUCAGAAAGUCUUCGUGAAAAGGAUGGAUGGAUUUACUAUAAAUCCAGUCUUUACUUCCUUUCCUCUGAGAAGAAGAGCUGGACUGAGAGCAGAAGAUACUGUACAGAGAGAGGAGCUGAUCUGAUCAUCAUAAACAACAGAGAAGAACUAGAUUUUGUUAAGAAAAAACAUCGUGAUGUUAAUGUCUGGAUUGGUCUGUCUGACCGUGAUGUGGAGGGCAGGUGGAAAUGGGUUGAUGGAAGCACACUGAACUCUGGGUUCUGGGCGUCUGGAGAGCCAAAUGGUGGAAAUCAUGAAGAUUGUGCUCUAAAUUAUAAUCCAGGAUUUGCUGAUUAUCCAUGUAAUGAUGCUUUUAAAUGGAUCUGUGAGGACGUCAUUUUAAAAUAAGUCAAUUCAUGAACCUCAGGUUUAGGUAAAAAAAUACAUCAAGGUGUUUCCUAGUUCAGUAUGUCAGUCCAUUCAACUGAUGAUGAAAGAAAUGUGGAACAUGGGCGUUUCUUAAAAAUAUUUUAUUAAAUCUAUUUGUUAUAUGAAGUCACAUUAAAAAAUAGCAACUUUUUGAAAUGCCUUUUGAUGAUCUCCAGCCUUUACAGUAUUGUUUU
This is a messenger RNA of Rhinichthys klamathensis goyatoka, 1328 nucleotides long. Its product is annotated as asialoglycoprotein receptor 1-like. The coding region runs from base 76 to 1113 and encodes 345 amino acids. The transcript has 5 exons. The record is from RefSeq and is a predicted model, not a curated record. NCBI's taxonomy places the organism in Eukaryota, Metazoa, Chordata, Actinopteri, Cypriniformes, Leuciscidae.